AUGCUGAUACGUUCCGUGAUAUGGACAAUCACAGUUAUCGCUUGUGUCGUAGCGAGAUGGGACAGUUAUGGGAGUGCAUCUGAUGUGCUGGAAGCAAAUUCAAUGCAAAAGAAAAUGGCGACAUCGAGAACGAAGCGGCAUUUGCAAAUGAAAUUAGAAACUGCGAAAACUAUUGGAAAACUUAACGACGAUACUACGCUCACAAGAGACGAAAGAAGCGUUGAAUUGCAUGACUGGCUAUCGCAAGCGCAGAAGCAAGAAAUUCGAGAGAUGGAAUCAGAAGGAGGCGAAGUCGUCAAGAAAAUACUGGAAUAUUUUUCCAAAUUACCAUCUGAGGAAAAAGAUAAAUGGAAUGAAGUCUACAAGAAACGAUGUAAUGAAUGGAUUAAGAGGGUUGCUAACAGUAGUCAGAUAGCUGAGCUCGGGGAUUUGAGGAGUAAAACUGAUGUCAAGGAAUAUGAAGCAAAAUUGAAUGAGUAUAAAAAUCGUUUACCAGAAAACGAACAAGAUCAAAUCAAUCUGUGGCUGGAUGGUUGCAACAAGUUGAAAAUUCUGAAUGCCCAACGAAAUACACUUCGCAUGCUGCUUCGACGUGAUUUAUUUCAAAAUAAUGAAAAUGUUCAUCUCUUCUCCAAUGAACAGAUUGCUUUCUUAGAGGACAUGAAAGCUAGUGGAGCCAGUGAAGAAGACAUUAAACACAAAAUAGAACAGUAUUAUUCGGCAUUUCCAGUGUACAGAAGAAUGGAAUUGGAUUUCCAGUUUAAAACGAAAUGUGUUCAAUGGAUGCGAGAAGUAGCAAGUUUUGACGAAAUUCAACUGUUUCUCAACGCAUUUGAGAGAAGUCGAUUAGUUUUCAAUACCUUGUUUGAUGAAUAUUUCGAACGGUUAUCUAAGGAACAACAGGAUAAACUACAUUAUAUUAAAGACAAAUGUCGUGAAAUGUGGAGGGAGGUAAUGAAUUCCAAUCGUCAGAAACGUUACGUGAAUGAGGAAUAUAACGAAUGGAUAUUAUGGAUGACCGAUGAACAAAAGCGUGAAUUGCAAGAGAUGCGCAGUAAUGGAUCAUCAUUUGAUGAGAUACAUAAAAAAGUUAAUGGACAUUUUCUUAAACUUUCUGAAGCAACGCAGAGCGAUCUCAUUAACGAUUAUAAGGAGAAAUGUAGGAAAUAUUUUGUGACUAUGGCAAAGGAAGACGAAAUUGAAAAAUUAAGUACCAUUCACGGUGAGGCGAAUCACAAGGAACACAAAAAAAUUAUUGAUGAAAUUUUGCAUCGACAACCAGAAGAUAUACGAGACAAGGCAUAUAAAUUUUAUCGGAUAUGUGAUAAUGUGUAUCACAAACAGUUUGGUCGACCAAAGCGUGAUAUUGAUGCUCUGAUGGAGAAACACCUCCAGUGGCUUACAUCUGAGCAGAAAGCAGAAAUUAGACAAAUGAAAACAAAAGGCGAAUCAAUACCAGCAAUUAAACAAAAAUUACUCUCCUACAUCGAAGGUAUGGAUAGUGAUAAACAACUUCAUGUCACUGAAAAAACCAAGCAAUCUUGCUAUGCAUGGCUCGAGAAUGUAACCUCCGUUGAGGAGAGAGCCGAAUUAGAAAAUUUACACCAUACCGAUCAUUCCGCCUGCAAGCAAAAGAUUCGAGAGUACAUCAAGCGUCUGUCAAAAGAAAAGCGGGAAGAAGUAAAUAAAGAUCUGGAAAUAUGCGAACAUAUUUGGUACAGUGAAGGCAAUCAUGGUCCCGAACGUCGACAUCAUCAUCAGCAGCAUCGAAGAGCCCGAUGGCUUUCUUCGCAAAUUUACCCCGAAAUUUAUAGUCGAAGCAAGCGGGACAAUCACGAACAUAGUUUGGAGGCCUAUUUUCAUACACAUCUGAACUGGCUUACAGAUAUUGAGAAAGAUGAAAUCAGAAAAAUGAAACAGGAAGGAAAACCGAAAGCAGAUAUUCAACAGAAAGUUCUUGAUUACUACGAAAAAUUGACAGGUGAUGCAAAGGAGGAAGCCGGUGAGAAACUUCGCGGAGGUUGUCGUGAAUUAUUGAAGCAAAUCGUUGGUGAUGAAAAGAUGGCUGAAUUAAAACAAAUGAAAGACUCAGGAGUUGGUCUGGAAGAACUCAGAGCAAAAGUCGAUGAUAUGUUGGGACAUGUUACUGACGAAGCCAAAAAGAAAAAAAUUCAUGAAUAUGGCCCUUCAUGCCGCAAAAUAUAUGAGGAUCAACAUCAUGAGCGUGAUUUGGAGGGAUAUUUCCGGACGUAUUUGAGCUGGCUUACGGAUAAUGAGAAAGAUGAAAUCAGAAAAAUGAAACAAGAAGGAAAAUCGAAAGCAGAUAUUCAACAGAAAGUUCUUGAUUACUACGAAAAAUUGACAGGUGAUGCAAAAGAGGAAGCCAGUGAGAAACUUCGCGGAGGUUGUCGUGAAUUAUUGAAGCAAAUCGUUGGUGAUGAAAAAAUGGCUGAAUUAAAACAAAUGAAAGACUCAGGAGUUGGUCUGGAAGAACUCAGAGCAAAAGUCGAUGAUAUGUUGGGACAUGUUACUGACGAAGCCAAAAAGAAAAAAAUUCAUGAAUAUGGCCCUUCAUGCCGCAAAAUCUAUACGGAUC
Molecule: messenger RNA, 2596 nt
Organism: Cercopithifilaria johnstoni
Lineage: Eukaryota; Metazoa; Nematoda; Chromadorea; Rhabditida; Onchocercidae
Source: the annotation of a GenBank genome assembly